Ilex paraguariensis (yerba mate) is the source of this 2195-nucleotide messenger RNA. NCBI's taxonomy places the organism in Eukaryota, Viridiplantae, Streptophyta, Magnoliopsida, Aquifoliales, Aquifoliaceae. The record is from the annotation of a GenBank genome assembly.
AUGGGUCCUCAGGCUCUUUCAUCACUGGCUUCAAUGGAAAUUCUGCUGUCACUGAUAACAUUGUGCCUCCUUCCUCAGGCUGCAUUCGGCAUAACCAGGCAUUACGAGUUCAAUAUCAAGUUGCAAAAUGUGUCACGACUGUGCCACACAAAGAGCAUGGUGACUGUGAAUGGGCUGUUUCCUGGGCCUCGCAUUGUAGCCAGAGAGGGUGACCGUCUGCUCAUCAAUGUCACUAACCAUGUUUCAAACAAUAUUUCCAUCCACUGGCAUGGCAUUCGACAGCUUCGCAGUGGUUGGGCUGAUGGACCAGCAUAUAUAACUCAGUGCCCUAUUCAAACUGGCCAAAGCUAUGUCUACAACUACACCAUUGUGGGCCAAAGAGGAACACUCUUCUGGCAUGCCCAUAUUUCGUGGCUAAGAUCAACAGUCUAUGGUCCUAUAAUUAUCCUCCCCAAGCGUAAUGCCUCUUACCCAUUUGCAAAACCCUAUAAGGAAGUUCCCAUCAUCUUUGGUGAAUGGUUCAAUGCUGAUCCUGAGGCCAUUAUUAGCCAAGCAUUGCAAACUGGUGGUGGUCCAAAUGUCUCUGAUGCCUACACAAUCAAUGGAUUUCCCGGGCCUUUGCAUGGCAUUCGACAGCUUCGCAGUGGUUGGGCUGAUGGACCAGCAUAUAUAACUCAGUGCCCUAUUCAAACUGGCCAAAGCUAUGUCUACAACUACACCAUUGUGGGCCAAAGAGGAACACUCUUCUGGCAUGCCCAUAUUUCGUGGCUAAGAUCAACAGUCUAUGGUCCUAUAAUUAUCCUCCCCAAGCGUAAUGCCUCUUACCCAUUUGCAAAACCCUAUAAGGAAGUUCCCAUCAUCUUUGGUGAAUGGUUCAAUGCUGAUCCUGAGGCCAUUAUUAGCCAAGCAUUGCAAACUGGUGGUGGUCCAAAUGUCUCUGAUGCCUACACAAUCAAUGGAUUUCCCGGGCCUUUGUACAACUGUUCUGCAAAUGAUACAUUCAAGCUGAAGGUGAAGCCUGAAAAGACUUACCUUCUCCGUUUUAUCAACGCAGCACUCAAUGAUGAGCUCUUCUUCAGCAUUGCAAACCACACACUCACAGUUGUUGAUGUCGAUGCCAAUUAUGUUAAACCUUUUGAGACGGACACAAUUCUCAUUGCCCCUGGACAGACCAGCAAUGUUCUUCUCAAGACCAAACCUCACUUCCCAAGUGCCACUUUUCUCAUCGAAGCUAGACCAUAUGCCACUGGCCUCGGAACCUUCGACAACUCCACCGUCGCCGGUAUUCUUGAGUAUGAACCACCAUUCCUUCAUUCAGCUGUUUCAAUGAUGAAGCUUCCUCUCUUCAAACCAACCCUACCUCCUCUCAAUGACACUUCCUUCGCCACCAACUUCACCAACAGGCUCCAUAGCUUAGCCAGUGCUCAAUUUCCAGCAAACGUUCCCCGGAAAGUUGAUAAGCACUUUUUCUUCACUGUAGGCCUAGGAACAAACCCUUGCCAGCAAAACCAAACCUGCCAAGGUCCCAAUGGAACCAAGUUUGCAGCUUCAAUUAACAACAUAUCAUUUAUACAACCAACAACUGCCCUCCUCCAAUCCCACUUCUCCGGCCAAUCCACCGGCGUUUACAGCCCAUACUUUCCGAUCAAUCCGACUCACUGGUUUAACUAUACAGGAAACCCUCCGAACAACACCAUGGUUGGCAAUGGAACCAAAGUUAUGGUUCUGAAAUUUAACACCAGUGUGGAGCUAAUCCUGCAGGACACAAGCAUUCUUGGUGCUGAGAGCCACCCUCUGCAUCUCCAUGGCUUCAACUUCUUUGUUGUUGGUCAAGGAUUCGGGAACUAUGAUCCGAAUAAGGACCCUAAAAACUUCAAUCUCGUCGACCCUGUCGAAAGGAACACUGUUGGUGUGCCCUCCGGCGGGUGGGUUGCUAUACGGUUCUUGGCAGAUAACCCAGGUGUAUGGUUCAUGCAUUGCCACCUGGAAGUCCACACCAGCUGGGGUUUGAAGAUGGCAUGGCUUGUCUUAGAUGGAAAGCUUCCCAAUCAAAAGCUCCUUCCUCCACCAGCAGAUCUUCCCAAAUGCUGAUCUUCAUACCUUCUCUGCCCAAAUUGCCUGAAGUGUUUUCUCUGUUUUUCCAAUUUCCCUUCCUGGCAUCCAUUUUUCUACUGACUUGUUUUGUCCAGUUUUGG